AUGCCGAGGAAGAAGCCGCGGUUCCAUUCGCUGAAGAAGCUGAAUGUCCGCCAGAACUGGUCGCGCUGGUCUCUGUACGCCAUCUCGCAGCUCAAGGCGCCCAAUACCGCCACCCGCAGCUUCUUCCAGCAGAAAUGGACGGCCAAGGCGGCCACACGAGCAUACCAUGGCGAGCACAUCCGGGAAAAGAAGUGGAAGCACAUGUUCAAGCGAAAUCUCCCCGCCGUGGUGCCCAUGGACCAUAGAUAUCUCGCCCGCCACGACGGAUCAGAGCAGGCGGCCGGGCGAGGAAUGGGCGCCGACACCGAGGAGCAGACGCGGACGCCGCCCAUGACGCCAUACAUGCAGAUGGCAUACUAUCCGCUCGAGCGCCGACUAGACACGGCCAUCUUCCGCGCGCUUUUCGCCAGCAGUGUGCGGCAAGCCAGGCAGUUUGUUGUGCACGGCCUGGUCAAGGUCAAUGGCAAGAAGAUGAUAUACCCCGGCUACGCCCUCAAUCCAGGCGACAUGUUCCAAGUCGAACCCUCGUCCGUCAUGUUUGCAACCGGAGCCCCCAAAAGCCGCUCCUCGACUGCCCGCCGAGUGACCAAAGAAAAGGCGGCUGCCCGCGCCCAAGAGCGCGAACAAAACGGCGGCCAAACCCCCCGGCAACAAAACGACAGCGACGUGGUCAUCUCGCAGUCCUCGCGCGAAGAACCCACGCCCACUGAACUCAAGAAGCAGCUCCAGGACCUGAUGGCGCAAGUCGAGGGCGUCCUGGCCGAAGACGUCAAGGCAAAGGACAAGCAGAAGUUCCGCGCUCUCCGUGCAAGCAUCCGGAAAGCCAUAAGUCUAUGGCGGUCGGCAAACCCCGAAACCAUUUCGACGCUCGACGCACAGUUUGACUUUCUCAAAACGCAAAUCGCCGAGCGUGCCGCCGCCGCGUCUUCGGCGUCGUCGAGGGACGUCACAUCUGCACCCGAACCCCUCAUCUCCGAGGAAGACCAAGCGCGCCUGCGGUCUGCCUUUGAGAAGCUCAAGCUCGAGACGGAGCACACAUCAGCGUGGAACAAGCGCAAUGCUUCAGCGCCGUAUGCCACACCGUGGCGGCCAAGAGACUACAUGAGCGCCUUUGCCUUUAUACCGCGGUACCUCGAGGUCAACCAGAACAUUUGCGCCGCCGUCUAUCUGCGGCAUCCCGUUGCGCGACCGGGGCUUGCAGAGGUGCCCACACCCUUCCCUAUCGAGACGGGCCAGUUGGCCUUUAACUGGUACUUGCGAAACCGGUAGAAGGCAUACUUUCACUACGUACGUCUGUGAUGAAUGAAUGGCUCUAGGUAGAAAACCGCUACUCGGCGGGCCCACCAAAUACAUUGUACAAC
Exserohilum turcica Et28A is the source of this 1361-nucleotide messenger RNA. RefSeq lists its product as uncharacterized. Bases 1 to 1269 code for a protein of 422 amino acids. Gene Ontology annotation, cellular component: mitochondrial small ribosomal subunit. NCBI's taxonomy places the organism in Eukaryota, Fungi, Ascomycota, Dothideomycetes, Pleosporales, Pleosporaceae. Gene Ontology annotation, biological process: positive regulation of translational fidelity. Gene Ontology annotation, molecular function: rRNA binding; structural constituent of ribosome. The record is from RefSeq and is a predicted model, not a curated record. The transcript is spliced from 3 exons.